AUGGGAGGUGACAUUGCUUCCAAUGUGACAACGUUUAUUCUUCUUGGCUUCUCUGACUUACCCGUUUCAGUUCAGGCUACCAUUUUUACGUUCCUUCUCUCAGCUUACGCUCUCACUUUGUUAGGUAAUGGCCUCAUCAUUUUGGUGGUUUCAACAGACCCUCAGCUUCGCACCCCAAUGUAUUUUUUUCUUAGAAAUUUGUCAUUUAUGGAACUUUGCUUCACCAGUGUCACAGUCCCAAAAGUAUUGUCAGACUUCUUAUCAAAGGAGAGGUCCAUCUCCUUUAUGGGUUGUGCUGUCCAGAUGUACAUCUUUUUUACCAUUGGUGUAUCUGAAUGUGUUUUUCUUCUUGUAAUGGCCUUUGAUAGAUAUGUAGCCAUUUGCUACCCACUGAGAUAUACAACUCUAGUGAGUCCAACUCUAUGUUACCAGCUUACCAUGGGCUCCUGGAUGAUUGGAUUAUUAGUAUCUUCAGGACAAACCACCUUCAUCUUUAUCCUGCCCUUCUGUGGUUCUAAUCAAAUUGCUCAUUUCUUUUGUGAUAUUCCACCUCUGCUCAAGCUGGCCUGUGUGGACACAUUAAUCAAUGAACUAUCAGUAUUCAUUGCUUGUACGCUAGGAGCUGUAAUACCUUUCUUACUCAUUAUUUGCUCCUAUAUGAAAAUCCUGUCCUGCAUACUCCUCAUAAGCUCUGCAGAUGGUCGCCAUAAAGCCUUCUCUACAUGUGCCUCUCACUUGAUGUCUGUGUUCCUGUUCUACGGCACAGCAAUGUUGGAAUAUCUACGUUUGGGGACACAUCCCUCUACUAGCAAAGAUAGGUUGAUAUCUCUCUUCUACUGCAUUGUUAUUCCAGCAAUUAACCCUCUGAUUUAUAGCCUGAGAAACACAGAAAUGAAAACCGCUUUGAGAAAAAUCCCCUCAAAGAUGAAUGAAAAGUGA
This is a messenger RNA of Bombina bombina (fire-bellied toad), 939 nucleotides long. Its product is annotated as olfactory receptor 10A7-like. Gene Ontology annotation, cellular component: membrane. The transcript has a single exon. The coding region runs from base 1 to 939 and encodes 312 amino acids. Gene Ontology annotation, biological process: G protein-coupled receptor signaling pathway. Gene Ontology annotation, molecular function: olfactory receptor activity; G protein-coupled receptor activity. The record is from RefSeq and is a predicted model, not a curated record. NCBI's taxonomy places the organism in Eukaryota, Metazoa, Chordata, Amphibia, Anura, Bombinatoridae.